Molecule: messenger RNA, 2783 nt
Organism: Paramecium pentaurelia
Lineage: Eukaryota; Ciliophora; Oligohymenophorea; Peniculida; Parameciidae
Source: the annotation of a GenBank genome assembly
AUGUUACAAAAUUCUUCAUAUACUCACUCGAAAAAGACUUAAGAAAAUCUGCUAAUUAAUAAGAGAGGAUUAGUUACAAAAUAAAAUGUCAUUUAAAUUUUGAUUUUUUUGAUUUUGCACUCUCUAGUUGACAUUACCUUAUUAAUUCAGUAUCCUGACUAUUUAGAAUACAUCAUUCCUAAACUAUCUUUUAAUAUUUUUAUGGGAAUCAUAAUAAUAUCAUUUUGGAAAAAACUAACCCAUGUUAUAAUCAAUAUAUUUUUGGUUGUGGUAAAAUUUAACUCAAUCCUAAUUCUUUUGUUGAUUGGAUAAGAUUAUAUAUUAAUAAUAGUAUUAAUAUGUGAACAAAAUAAUUAUUCAGCUAUUUCUGAGCACUUUGAAUACUUAGUUCAAAAGAUCAUAAUAUAAAUCGGAUGUUUUAUUAUAAUGAUCAUUUAAUUUAAUUUUAUGGAUAUUGUUAUAAUUGCAAGUAUUAUAUUAUUAGAUACAUACUAAUUAGGUUUAAUUUUUAAAUAAUAAAAAUAAUUAAAUAAUCAAGAAUUAUUUAGUUUUUCUUAAAAUAAAAUUAAUCAAGAAAUGAUAACUAUUUGUAAUAAAGAAAAUACUUGGAUGAGUAGAAUAUCGACUCUUCCUAUAUUUUUCAUUAUGAUUUCUAAAAAUGAUUUGAAAUUAACCUAUAAAAAUUAAAUUGUUUAUAAACAUUUUUCAACAAUUUGUAAAACUGAAAUAGAAUAUGACAAAUUAAUUCUAAAUUAGUUAGAAUUUUCAAUUAUAUCAGGUAUUAUUCUUAAAACUUAUAAUUUUAGAAUCUCAAGAAGAUCAAAAAAACAUUACUACAGAUUAAAAUAUAAAAAAGAAUAGAUUAAGGAAUAAUCUACCUUCCAAUAAAAGUAAUUAAGAAAAAAAAGAUUUCUCUGAUUAAGAGAGUAUAAAUAUCAAAUUUAAAGAUGCCAACAAAUUAUCUGAUAUUUUAGAAAAUUAUAAAGAAGGUAGAUUAUUAGAUACUAUUAAUUCAACUAAUAAUAUUUUAGAAUUAUUUUGUUAACAUUAAUGGGAAGAUUUCAAAUGUUCUACUUAUAGUGGGUAAAUCAUUUUUAAUUAAGAUGAUGAUGAAAUUAUUUUAACAUUGAUUGACAUAUCAAAACAAAAUAAAUACUUUGAUGAAAUGAUUAAAGACUAAUUUAAAACUUCAGUAAAUAUUUUUAUUUAUUAUUUUAGAUAGCACAAUCUUUUUCACAUGAAUUAAGAACACCUUUAAAUAGUUCAUGUAACUUUUUAUAAUACUGUUUAAAUCAUAAAGGCAUUGAAGAUGAAUUGAAAAUCAACUUCAUUUAACCAGCUAUUAAUGCCUUAAGAUUACAAUCUUAUUUAAUUAAUGAUAUUAUUGAUUUUAGUUCAUUAUGUGCUGAUAAUUUAGAAUUGGAUAUUAAAGAUUUUUUAAUUAUGGAUUUAGUAGAUGAAAUUAAUAAAUUAUUUAAAUCUGUUAUAGAAAUGAAAAAAUUAAUUUUGUAUGUUGAUUUAUUGGAAAAUUAAUUAAAUAGUAUUUCUACAGACUUUUAGAGAUUAGUCUAAAUUAUAGUAAAUGUUCUAUAGAAUUCUAUUAAAUAUUCAAAUUCUGGAUAUAUUUUACUUAAAUUGUCAACAUAUUCAUAGAAUUUCUUAAAGGUUACAGUUAAAGAUGAAGGAUUUGGAAUAGAUUAAGAUAGAUUAAUUAAAAUACAUAAAAUGCUUUUAGAUGUUGAAUAAAAAUAAAACUUUUCUUAAUAUUAAUCUUGGCAUGGAUUUGGUUUACUAAUCUCAUCAAUGUUAUUAUCAAAAUUAUGUCCUGCAGAUUAUAAAUCAUUAUUAAUCAGAUCUGCAGGAUAAGGAUUAGGAACCAAAGUGACAUUCUAUAUUUAGAAUCAUAAAUUAAUUCGGUAAUCAUCAAGUGUUCAUUAUAAAGAUAAACCAAUAAGACUUAACAGUAAACUUAGAUAAAGUAAUCUAUCAGGUUCAUAUCAUCAUUUAUCAUUAAAUGGAACACUUAUUUAAAUUAGUGAUUUAUUUGUUUCUAAUCGAAAAGUUAAUAUUAAUACUCCAUUUGUUAAAAAAGUAACUCUAAAAUCUUUAAAAUCAAAUGAAAAUUCAAUUUUUUCUGAUAGUAUAAUUAACUUAGAUUAAGAUUUAUAAAUAUCUGAAAUGCAUCAUCUAUAACCAUUUUUAUUUUCAGAAACAGGUCAUCAAAGAAUUAAAUUAGCUAAGUAAGAUUUAUCCCCAAAAAGUAAUCAUCCUUAAGCAAAAAUCGUAAGUUAUAAAUAAGUAAAACUUUAAGAAGAACUAGAUAGUGAAUAACAUUUGAAAGCAAUAAUGAAGAAGAAAAAAUGUAAUUGUAAGAGAAUAUUGUCUGUUGAUGAUGAAAUUUUUAAUUAAAAAUCAAUUCAAUUCUUAUUAUCAUAAUAAGGUUUUGAAAUUCUUUUGGUAUUAUUUAAUAUUAUAUUUAAAAGGCAUUUAAUGGGCAAGAAGCUAUUUAGAUAGUUAAAGAUACACCAAAAUGUAACUUAAAUUGUAGUUUAUUUUUAUUAAUUUUAAUGGAUUAUUAAAUGCCAAUAAUGAAUGGAUUAUAAUGUACUAAAUAAUUAAGAUUAAUGAUGGAUUAACAUUAAAUACCAUAAAUUCAUAUUAUUGGAUUAACUGCAUUUAAUAGUAAGAAUGAUAUUAAUAUGUGUUUAAACUCUGGAAUGAGUGAUGUGUUAACUAAACCAUUAAUAAUAAAAGAACUCUUUGAAAUAUUACAACUUAUUUGA